AUGCGUUCCCGGUCCCCAAGCCUCAACCGCUCUAGAGAUCUCCCGUCUGAUCACGAGCAACACCAAAAGUCUGACAAUACCACCGACCACUCGGUCGUCACCAACCGCGGUGCGCCGGCGCGUCAUUCUCGUCGUCAACGAUCCGAGUAUCGGUCAUGGACCCGGGCAAGUGAUCAACCGACUACGGGGACGACGGGAUCGAAGUAUCGGUCGACUUCGAAACAUUGA
Penicillium bovifimosum is the source of this 228-nucleotide messenger RNA. RefSeq lists its product as uncharacterized. NCBI's taxonomy places the organism in Eukaryota, Fungi, Ascomycota, Eurotiomycetes, Eurotiales, Aspergillaceae. The transcript has a single exon. The record is from RefSeq and is a predicted model, not a curated record. Bases 1 to 228 code for a protein of 75 amino acids.